CCACUCACUCUCAUCCUCGCCGGCCCCUCCCCCGCCGGCCUCAGGUUGGGGUGACGUCACCGGGCAGGGCGCGCCCACCUGCGGGCGGGGGAGGGGCCGGCGGCGCCGGAGAGACCUUGAGAGGUCACCGCCGGUCGCCCCUACCCCUACCUCCUCCCCGGGUCUAAUUCCAGUCCCUUUCCGCAGCCCUCACUCCGUUUUUCCUGUUCUCGUGACCUGGAAGCAGGCACCGGGUGGGGACGGGAUUCGCCUAGGGGCAGAGGGAGGGGGCUACGGGAAUCGAGAGACCGGGCAGCGCCUCCCCUUCCCCCGCACACACACCCUCGGGGCUCCUUGGCAGGGAGCCUGGCCCCUGGCCCCCAGAUCCAGCUGUGAGCUGAGGGAGGAGAGGCUCUGGUCUGGGAGGGCUUCCUGGAGGUGGUGUGGGAGGCAGGUUUGGGGGCAGCCUUGCCCACUGGGGCGUCCCUGGGAGGGCCCUGCUGCUCCUUCCCUCCGGCAAGGGAAGUGGCAGUUGGGUGCCGAGCUCUGGGUUUUGUCCAGGUGGCAACCUCUGGGGCAGCCGCACCUUGGCGCCUGUCUUGGAGGAGGGCGGUGCCCAUGGUGGGGCAGGGGGCUUUGGCCUCCCCUGCGGAGUGGCUCUGACCAGACCGGGAGGCAGGACGCUGCGUUUUGGUCCGAGCCCAUGUACCGACUUGUGGCCCACUCUUGGGGGGACAAGUGCAUGUCCCGGCUUCCCCCUCGGCUUGGUCUCUCGGAGCUGGUGCGGGAAAGGAGCGAAGGGAUGAGGUUGAGGCUGGAGAUCUUUUCUUGGAAACACAGGGCUGCCCCAUGCAGCCCUGGUUAAAAUGACCGCGGUCCCCCUCAUGCCUGUCUCCCGGAACUGGUGGGCAGGAGGCAUUGAGAUCUGACGGAACCCUAGAGGUCAACGGUGUCAUCUUUUCAGCCCAAACACUUACAGUCUUGAGUGGGCCCUGAGGGGACGCCACGGGCCCACGCGGUGCAGAGUGCCUGGCUUGCAUCAGCCCCAGCUUUUGUCAGCCAUGUGAUCCCGACAAGUCACUUCACCUGCUGGAGCCCCAGUGUCCCCUUUUAUAAAGAGGAUAAGAACAAUGGCGAUCCCACGGGGACUUUCCCAGGAUUUGGUGUUCUCCAUCGCCGUCUUCGGGCCCAUCGUCAACGAGGGCUACGUGAACACCGACAGCGGCCCCGAGCUGCGCUGCGUGUUCAACGGGAAUGCGGGCGCCUGCCGCUUCGGCGUCGCACUGGGCCUCGGAGCCUUCCUCGCCUGCGCCGCCUUCCUGUUGCUCGAUGUGCGCUUCCAGCAGAUCAGCAGCGUCCGCGACCGCCGGCGCGCUGUGUUGCUGGACCUGGGCUUCUCAGGACUCUGGUCCUUCCUGUGGUUCGUGGGCUUCUGCUUCCUCACCAAUCAGUGGCAGCGCACGGCGCCAGGGCCUGCCACGACGCAGGCGGGGGACGCGGCGCGGGCCGCCAUCGCCUUCAGCUUCUUCUCCAUCCUCAGCUGGGUGGCGCUCACCGUGAAGGCCCUGCAGCGGUUCCGCCUGGGCACCGACAUGUCACUCUUCGCCACCGAACAACUGAGCGCUGGGGCGAGCCAGGCCUACCCCGGCUAUCCGGUGGGCAGCGGCGUAGAGGGCACCGAGACCUACCAGAGCCCGCCCUUCACCGAGACCCUGGACACCAGCCCCAAAGGGUACCAAGUGCCCGCCUACUAGCGGCUGGCAGGCACAGACCAGGGCUCCAAGGCCACCCCACCAACGCAGGCCCCAGGAUCUCCGGGACCUCCCUUGGGUUCUUCCAGCUCAGCGCCAGGGACAGAGUGGGUGGCCGCCUUGGGCCAUCCGGGGCCAAGAGGGGGUGGACCCUCGCGUGCCCGGGCUGCCCCCUGCCAAGUUUCCCCAGUCCCUCAGCACCUGGCCCCAGGACUAAGGUCCUGAGAAAGGGAUAGCACUGCCCAGGAUGUGUGUCCCUAGCCCAGAAUGGACUGGCUUGGGGAAGGCAUUCCCUCUUGGGCCAGCCACCCUGCAGCUCACCUGCUCACUCCGGGGUCGGGGGUUCAGCUGCCCUCUCCGAUCAGCUGCAGGAGCUGCCCAGGACAAAGAGAGGGCAGGGGAAAGACACCACCCCCGCCCCGAGACUGGGGAUCCUGGCCACUGUUCUCAUCCCGUAUUCCUGUGGGUAGUGACUGUCCCGUUUCUGUCAUGGUGGUGCGUUCCGUCUGGAGCCACUCUCCACUUUCUCUCACAGGCUCCUAGAACAGCCUGGCCCUGUCAGUGUUGUGAUCGUGGUCCAGUCUUCAGGUUUCACCUCCUAGUACCCCACAAGCUGCUCCUCUGUCUGUGGCCCCGGCCCCUGCCCAGGUGUGGGUGGUUCUGGCCAGGAAGGCACAAGGUAGCUGUGGGCCAAGACACCAGCCCUGUCCCAGCCCUUCAGUAAGACCUUGCCAGGGGAGGAGAAGGAUGCUUGGGUGCCAGGCAAGACAAGCCCCUCAGCAGGAGACAGGCCCAGAGGCUCCAGCUGGCCACCGUGUCCCACGAGAUGGCCCCUGUGCAGUUCCCUUUACCUUGGCUUCCUGGACCAGUCCCUGCCUCUCCACCUGCACCCUGCUUCCUGGCCCAGUCCCAGGUUGGAGUCCCUCUGCGUAGCUGACUACUCAUGCAUUGCUCAAAGCUGGCUUUUCACAUUAAGUCAACACCAAAGGUGGUUGCCACAUUUCGUCAGAUAGACAGACACCUCCCUCUGGAGUUGCAGUUGAGUGACAACCUUGUUACAUUGUAGCCUAGACCAAUUCUGUGUGGAUAUUUAAGUGAACAUGUUUACAAUUUUUGUAUAUAUCACACUCUCUCUCCCUCUCUUGAAAGACCAGAGAUUGUGUAUUUUCAGUGUCCCAUGUUCCGACUGCAACUUCGUUACAAUAAAGACUGUAACUGAGCUGACUGUGA
Molecule: messenger RNA, 2960 nt
Organism: Cercocebus atys (sooty mangabey)
Lineage: Eukaryota; Metazoa; Chordata; Mammalia; Primates; Cercopithecidae
Gene: SYNGR3
Product: synaptogyrin 3
Exons: 5
Coding region: 1110-1733 (207 amino acids)
Cellular component (GO): neuromuscular junction; synaptic vesicle membrane
Source: RefSeq, a predicted model, not a curated record